AUGCUCUUGCUCAAGACCUUGGAGUAUUUGUUUUACCUGGCCUGGUUUUGCUUCCUCUGCAAAUAUGCAGAGGCCGCCAGCAUACAGCCCACAGAGCCGAGUCCAAAUCACUUGGAGCCAAUGCAGCCAACCCAACGGAAUCCUACAAUGGCCCUCAACGAGUGCGAGACAGCAGCCUUCAGCUGGAUGUGCCUGAAAAUAGAAUUUGUUAAGAUUAUGGAGCGUCUAGCCGAACAGCAGGAGCUCAAAGUGUUGCCGGGCGUGAGCGUAGUCAAGGAUGAGAAUGCCACUGAGCUAAAAACAUCCGAACUGAUGGCAGAGGUGGCACGCAGCUAUCCCAGCGAUCCCAAUACGCGUCUCAACGGCUAUAUUCUGGCCAAGUUAGAGAACAUCUUGAAGACGCGCGUCCUGCGCCUUCGCCUGCUGGAUGACACCAGCCUGGAGGAGGGACGCAAACAUAAGUUUGGCAAGAAGGGCGGCAUGGAGGCACUCGUCGCCGCUGGCGUCAUGAUGAAGGGCAUGCUGAUGGCCCUGGGUCUCGGAGCUAUUGCCAUGAUGGCCGGCAAAGCGCUGAUGACCGCGCUCAUGGCGCUCACGCUCAGCGGCGUGCUAGGCCUGAAGAGCUUGGCCGGCGGCGGUGGCAAGUCCACAACAUACGAGAUUGUGGCCAAGCCCGUGUACACUUCCAGCCACUCGCAUUCGGUUAGCCACGAGGACGGCCAUGGGCACAGCGCCCACUUUGCAGCCGGAGCCGGCGGAGGCAGCGGCAGCGGCUACGGCUAUGGGGGAUAUGCGCGUGCUCUGCACCUGCAGCCGCCCAGUCAGCUGCAAAUGUUGUAA
Molecule: messenger RNA, 840 nt
Organism: Drosophila hydei
Lineage: Eukaryota; Metazoa; Arthropoda; Insecta; Diptera; Drosophilidae
Gene: Osi16
Exons: 2
Coding region: 1-840 (279 amino acids)
Source: RefSeq, a predicted model, not a curated record